This is a messenger RNA of Morus notabilis, 1424 nucleotides long. RefSeq names its product p21-activated protein kinase-interacting protein 1-like. The transcript has 3 exons. The record is from RefSeq and is a predicted model, not a curated record. The coding region runs from base 203 to 1234 and encodes 343 amino acids. Lineage: Eukaryota; Viridiplantae; Streptophyta; Magnoliopsida; Rosales; Moraceae. Gene Ontology annotation, molecular function: protein binding.
UCGGGGGCUACAUUUGUAGUUUGAACAAACUGCCUUCUCUCAGAGUUGCAGCCAAAAAAAUAAAAUAAAAAUAAAAAUCCUUGCCUUCUCUCAGUCCUCCCCCUAAAACCCAAUACAAAACCCUCCUCAAGUCAAACCUUCGUAUUUUUCUUUCUUCUCCUCAACAAGUCCAUACUUUUCAGUUUUCACCACCACCAUAACCAUGAGCCUAAUCGCAGGCUCAUACGAGCGAUUCAUCUGGGGAUUCAAGCUCAAGCCCCUCAAAACCGAUCCCACCACCCAAACCCUAACCCUAACCCCUCUCUUCUCCUACCCUUCCCACCUCUCCUCCGUCACAUCCGCCGCCGCCGCCGGCCCCGCCGCGGCCUCCGGAGGCUCCGACGACACCGUCCAUCUCUACGACCUCUCCGCCGCCUCCUCCCUUGGUUCCCUCCACGACCACGCCGCCUCCGUCACCUCCCUCUCCUUCUUCACCCCUCCCGGCCUCUCCUUCCCCCGCAACCUCGUCUCCGCCGACGCCGACGGCUCCGUCUGCAUCUACGAUGCUGAUCCCUUCGUCCUCCUCAAGACCGUUAGAGUUCACAAGAAGGGAAUCAACGAUCUCGCCAUUCAUCCCUCCGGGAAGCUGGCGCUGACCGUCGGCCGCGACGAGUGCCUCGGCAUGCUCAACCUGAUUAGGGGCCGGAGAAGCUUUUAUUGCCGGAUAGGGAGGGAGGCGAGCUUGGUGAGGUUCGAUUCCGGCGGGGACAAGUUCUUCAUGGUCGUUGAUAGGAAGAUUUCCGUUCAUGAGGCUGAGGAUGCGAAGAUCGUUGCCGAAUUGGAGAGCCCGAUGCGAGUCCUCUGUGCUGCAUCCGGCGAGAAUGGUCUUUUAUUCACUGGGGGUGAGGACUGUAGUAUUACAGCGUGGGAUACAAACAGUGGGAAAGUUGCAUACAAUAUUAAGGAAGCGCAUUCUAGCCGUGUGAAGGGGAUCAUUGUGCUCUCAAGGAAUGCCGGUGCUGCUGCUGAUGAUGAUCCAUACUUAGUAUCCUCUGCUUCAUCAGAUGGGGUUAUACGAGUCUGGGAUGUUCGUAUGGCUAUGAAGGAGAAACCCAAUCCAUUGGCUGAGGCCAAUACAAAAUCCAGGAUAACUUGUCUUGCCGGAUCCUCUCUUAAAUCAUCCAGACAGCUACGGAUUGGAAACAACAAUUCAAAAGGAGGAAAUGAUGCAUCAACAGAAGAUGCAACAUCGUGAAAAUGGCUAACCAGAGAAUUAGUAUGAAACUUCGUGUAAGGUCUUUAUAUGAAAGUGUCUUGGAUUCCCAAAGAGAUUUGUCAAUUGUCGCUCAAAUGUUGGUACAAAUGGUCCAACAUAUCAAUUUUGUGUGUAGAAUUGUAUACUUUACUUUUUGAAUUAUUAUUUUGUGCUACCUCUCCUUUUUAUU